GUCAGGACGCGUCACGCGGCUCUUCUCGCCACACUCGGACCUCUUUGGCGCAAUUAACCUGCGCCAAAAACCGCAGCACCCCCACCUGGCACUCAUGCAUCCGUCAAGCGGGGCUCCGGUGACGGCCUGGGCGUCGUCUAAUGACUGAUGGCUCUUCCCCGCAACCAAGUGACAUGUGUGUAAACAUCCCGACUGACACACGACGUAUCUGUCCCUGAGAAUCCACCCCAAACGCGUUGACAUUGGAUUCAUGGAGUCCCUGGAGACUGCGGCGGGCGUGACCAGCUCUACGGGAGGUCAGGAGGAAGAUGCUGCACUUAAGAAAUGUACAUCAAAUGCUGCCAAGACAAGAAGGAGUCCAUCAGUGGAAAUGGAGGACAAGGCGUGGCACCAACACCUGCAGGAUGGCGUGCCCAGAGACAUAAAAAAAGGCUGCGACUCAGGGAAAUCAGUGAAAUUAGAGGAGUCACUGGCCCAAACUGAAGCGCCUUUGGCCAUAAAAACAACAGGCAGACACAGAACUGCUCCGUCCUUGGGCGUCUCACACAGAAAGUCCCCGAGUUCACCUGAACGACAGCAUUGCUAUUCAGGGACGGAGCAGCAGCAGUCCGACGCCAAUGCGAAGGGGGAGCCAAAACCACAAAAGCCUGGAAAGUACGUGUGCGAUUACUGUGGACGGGCCUGUGCCAAACCCAGCGUGCUUAAGAAACACAUUCGCUCGCACACCGGGGAAAGGCCCUACCCGUGUGUCCCCUGCGGAUUCUCCUUCAAAACCAAGAGUAAUUUAUACAAACACAGAAAGUCCCACGCUCACUCGGUCAAAGCUGGAACGGCGCCGUCUUCGGAGCAGGGCUCUCACAACGUCAACAUGGAUCAGGGGUCUUUCGAAGGGGAGGGAGAGUUGUUCUCAGAUGCGGAUCAAAGCACGGACACGGACGAGGACACGCUUAACGAUCCCCUGCUGCUUCUGGACUCUCCGGCGGAGAGAUCGGAUCACACCGCCGUGAAAGUACUAAACCUCGUUUCUCAGAAAAAGCCAUCCGCGACAUCAUCGGCGUCAGCUCAGGAUAGUUCCUCUCAACCCCCUGAAAUCAAUGAACCUCUUGCCACCAGUGAGGCUAACAGCGCAAUCCAAUCUUGCACCAUCAAACAAAGACUCGCACUUCGGCUGUCGGAAAAAAGAAGUAGUGACUCCGAACAUAAUCUGUCCCUCCCGAGUCAGUCGAGUAAAGGCAGCACGGACUCUGGCUACUUUUCCCGAUCUGAAAGCUCGGAGCAUCAGACUGGCCCACCAAACGCCAAUGCCAAAUCCUAUCAGGAAAUAAUGUUCGGGAAGUGCUACAGGCCGACCCCAAAGCAGACCUCAGCUUACACAGAUCCAGGUGAAUACACGGCAAGACGUUCGGAGAAAGGAGUUUCCCGUGUUUUCACCCAGGAAAAGGACACAUUUGAGUCCAUCAAAAUAAACACAAAGUCCUUUAUGAGUGAAGCGGCGAAAGAGGCAGAGAUGGACAGCAGCUCCGACCUGGGGCUGCUCCUCAGGAGCAACUCAAUGCCGACAACCUCGGCAGUCAGCCUGACAUUGCCUCAGGCGCUCAGGGGCAGCCACUCGUUUGACGAGAGGGCGAGCAACGCUGGCAUGAGGAGACUCAGACGGCAAGCUGCUUUUGAGCUCUCCUCCCACGAGGGCCAAGCAGAUACCGACGGCCAUGGCAGGAUGAGCGAGAGUAGCAUGACACCUGCUGGACCGGAAAUGGAAAAUUACCCCUCUGCGGCAUCGAGCAUGACCCAGCAGAGGCAGGCGAUAGAGUUGGCCACGCGGAAGCGUCGGAAGGAAAAGCGGGAGGAGGAGGACUUGCCGGGUCAGUAUGCAACGCAGAAUGAAUUGUGUGAAGAAAUGUAUGAUCUCAGUACGGAUUAUGACACAAAGCAUCUUGGCGUCAUGAAAGGACGUCCUACAAGUACACAGCUGGACAGGAGUGACAUGGACACGUCAGUGAGUCAUGAAGUGUGCACUCGAAAAACCUUAGGAAACGUCAUUUCAGUUAUCCAGCACACUAACUCCAUCAACAGGCCUUCUGCUGAGCACACAGACUCUUCUUACAAGUGUCACAGGCAGAGGCAGGAAGCCUUUUCCUCCUUUCAGCCCAUUGAGGAGACGUACGACAUGGAAAGGUGCGACAGUCGACUCAGGCAGUCGUUUCAAAUUGGCCCCAAACUUGUGCGACAGUCCAACAUUCAAGUACCCGAGAUCAGGGUCACUGUGGAGCCGGACAGUCCGGAGAAAGCUCCAGACGUUCCGGUGAAGGAGCCGGAAAAGCACGUGGAAGAGUUUCAGUGGCCGCAAAGGAGCGAAACUUUGGCUCAAUUCCCCCCGGAAAAACUCCCGCCCAAAAAGAAGAGGUUGCGCUUGGCUGAUAUCGAGCACUCGUCCGGGGAGUCCAGUUUUGAGUCUGCUUGUACCAGCCUCUCCCGCAGUCCCAGUCAAGACAGCAAUUUAUCUUACAGCUCCGCCUUCUCCUUCGACAGGGAGGAGAGCCUCAAGCCAGUUUCUCCGGCCAGGCAGGAUGAAUUUGGCAAACCUCUGGAGCUCUUAGCCGUGCCGGGAAGCGGCCACUCGCUAUCCGUGCUCAAUCAGCGUCAACAACAUGAAAUGAGACGCUCCUCCUCAGAGCAGGCGCCUUGCAACUUGCGCAAGGAGUUCCCAGAGGUGCGCAGCGUAUCAUUUGACUACGGCAGCCUUUCUCCCACAUCCAAAGUUAGAUCUACAGACCUCGGGUCUGGCUACCUGGCCGCAAAGGAUAGACGAAGGGCCAACUUGGUGCGACAGGAGUCACUAAGCAUGGACACAGAGGCCUCACAUGUCGCAACGCAGGUGUUUCUGCAGCACCUCACCGGCGCCCCACCUCUGCCGCACACUUUGCCCAUUUUCUCAACGGGGAAUACAUUUCCCCAGCAUCCUCAUCCGAGCUUGUCAAUUCCUGUUAGAAUCCAGACUCACGUGCCAAGUUACGGCAGCCUCACCUACACGUCGGUAUCCCAAAUCUUUGACAAUCAGUACAGCAGAGUCAAUCCCUCACAGAGUCAGACUUUACGCUCGCAAGCGAACCCCGACAGCCACAGUAAAUCCGCUGGCGAAGCCCUUGAUCUGUCCUCAGCUAAGCUCAAGACGGGCAUCCCCCUCUCUCUCACCUCCCGGACUAUCUCCACCACUAACGCGUCCAGCGGCAGCGCAAACAAACGCGUGCUGUCGCCUGCCAGCAGCCUAGACCUGGUUUUUGAGGUCAAGCAGCAAAAGCGGGUGAAGGAGGAAAGACUGUUUGGGCAAAUUGUGGAAGAGCUGAGUGCGGUGGAGCUGGGCAAGUGUCAUUUGGGCGAGGAGAAGCUGCAGACCGCACAGGAUGACUCACACAAGAGCAGGUUUAUCACACUCGGGCAUAAAACCACCGAGGCCCGCGACCAUGGCGGAGAGUCGGCUAUGGAGAGCAGCUGCCUGGAUAUCAGCUCGCCUCCGUAUUCCGCCACGCUUGUCUGCGAAAUGAAAGAAGUUGGCACGGACAAACGAGUGCAGAUGGACACGGGGGCACAGCCGCUCUCCACUCGAGACAUCCUGAUCUCAGAAGCCGAGCAUCCGGGACCGUUAUCUCCCUUUCCAAGUCUUCGCACGACGACAGGUGUGAGCUGGUGUUAUCUCAGCUACACCAAGCCGAGCUGCUCCCACGACAACGCUCCUUUCUCCUCCGUCUACGCCACCUGGUGCGUGAGCGCCCGCAACCCCAACCCGCCGGAGCUGAGCACCGGUGCCGCGCUGGCCUUGCUGAGGUCCAAACAGAAGGGGGGUGAGAUUAUUUACUCCGUGGCUGCCAUGUGUCAGCCUGGCAACAGAAAACUGGUCUCAUCCCUCAUCCUGUGGCGGCAGACUUUUGAACAGCCGCCGAGGAAACCGGAGCCCAAAGAGGCGGACGCCAACCCCGGGAAGAAGAAAGAGGGCGGCUUCAGACUGAAGGCCGCCAAGGAGGAGUGGAAGGAGCGAGAAGCUUCCGCCGCCCAAACGGCGCCGACGCGCGUCAAGAUAUUCGAGGGAGGGUACAAAUCCAACGAGGACUACGUGUACGUCAGAGGCCGGGGCCGAGGGAAGUACAUCUGCGAGGAGUGCGGCAUCCGCUGCAAGAAGCCCAGCAUGCUGAAGAAACACAUCAGGACCCACACGGACGUGAGACCCUACAUCUGCAAGGUCUGCAACUUCGCCUUCAAAACCAAAGGAAACCUGACCAAGCACAUGAAGUCCAAGGCUCACAUGAAGAAGUGUCUGGAACUUGGCGUGUCGGUGACCGCGGAUGAGACGGAGAUACACGAACACGACGAGCUGCCCCAGCAGAAGUCCAAAGCAGAAGAAGCCGCCACCAAGCAUCAGUUCUCUGACGCGGAGGACUCAGACGGCAUGGAUGAAGACGUGGAUGAAAUGGAGGAGGACGAGGACGAGGACGAGGACUACGAGGGCGACUCCACUCCCAAACUGCGCUCCAGAAGCUCGAGUCCGCAGCCCAGCGCAGACGUCCGGCGCCGGGCGUCCGGCAGGUGGCCCGGCUCGGAGCAGAGAGACAAGUCUGUGGAGGAGGACUCUCUGAGCGUGCUGACCCCGGACCAGGCCAGCUUCCUCUUCGACCCCUACUCCUCCUGUCUCCUCUCCCCCGGCUGGGAGUCUCCCAUCCGGGAGCCCUCGCCCUCACGCCUGUGCUACCCCUCGCCCAGGAGGGAAGUGUCCCCGCGAGGACGCUCCUCGCCCCGCUGGGACGCCGCCCCGCUGAGGCCCGGCUCGCCCGGCUUCUCGCCCAUUCAGCACCUUUCCCCCAUGGCCAUGGAGAGACCCACGUCCCCCGGGGCCGAGCUGGCCGGGAAGCGGGAGUCGGCCGGCAGGGGCAGGCAGAGGGUGGUCCUGCGGGCCGUGUCGCCACGAAGGGGGUCCCAUCAACACCGAGGGGCCGGCGAUAAGAGCCGACAGCACGCCAAGAUGGACGCCACUCAGCAACAAGGAGCCUUUGAAAUGGAUUUGGACCCGAGGAGCACGCCCGCCUCCGGCCUCCCGAGCGCCGCGGCGAGUCUGCAGCAGCAGAACAUCCUGAGCCACCUUCCUCUCCACUCGCAGCAGCGAGCCCUCAACCUGCUCCCCGUCCUCCCCGUGGGAGGACUCCAGGCGCCCCCCUCGUCGCCUCCCUCGGCGGCCAGCCCCCCGAGCACCCCGGAGACGGACCCCGGGGUGCAGAGCGCGAACGCUGACAUCACGGACGGCGGGCAGGAAGAGAACGUCCAGACUUGCUUGAAAGCCAUCGCCUCGUUGAAGAUCAACACCGAGGACCCCCAUUAGAGCUCCCCAGGCUCCGCCCCUUUCCCCCCCAAUUGAGGCAAUAUGAUGGGACUUUCGUCUUGGACUCUCGCUCCGCUCGUGGUUAUCGGGUGCAGGUGCAAUAUGAAGUAUUAUAAUGCCUUUGUUGUCACGUUGCAGUUUGCAUACGAUUGCACAUAAAUUAUAUUUCUAGAUCCUAUAUAGUCCUUCUUAGACGCCGCUGUAUUUUAACGUACGUGUACUUUGAGAAUAGACUGUUGUUUCAUGUAAUCAUAUCAACGUGAUGCAGUAGUGCAGUAACUCUUUGGAUCAACAACAACAAAAAAAUCGACGGGGCGACCAAAUUUGCGGCUUCUUUCCCGCGCGGUUUGCGACGAGGGUUUGUGCCUUUAUUUUGAAGGAGGUCGCGGUACGGUCGAACGGACGCAGCUUGAUUUUUGUCGUCGUGCUUUUUAUCUUGCAUGGGGUUUGCUACUGCACAAAACAUACAGGAAGUAAUUCCCAAUACUGUAUUUAUAUAUUAGGACGUAAGCACUUAUUGAUACUGCUCAACAUUUGACUACUAUUUAUAUCUGCUUUUAUCUCUACUUAUGCAGCGGUUGUGCGGCGAGACACGCCGGGCCUCGCUUUUGAUAUCACGUCUUUAUCGCGCCUCUUUUCUCUCUGCUAAAGAACACAAAAAAAAAAAAAAAGGAAUAAAAGACGGCGAGAAGUA
Molecule: messenger RNA, 6059 nt
Organism: Nerophis lumbriciformis (worm pipefish)
Lineage: Eukaryota; Metazoa; Chordata; Actinopteri; Syngnathiformes; Syngnathidae
Gene: hivep2b
Product: HIVEP zinc finger 2b
Biological process (GO): regulation of transcription by RNA polymerase II
Cellular component (GO): nucleus
Molecular function (GO): RNA polymerase II cis-regulatory region sequence-specific DNA binding; DNA-binding transcription factor activity, RNA polymerase II-specific
Source: RefSeq, a predicted model, not a curated record